AUGAAGUUCUCAACACUUACCCCGGCCCUAUUGGGUCUCACUGCCUCAGUGACUGCCUACUCCGUGGAGUACUCGACAGAGACAGGAUACUUUUUGCAGGAUGAGAGCUCAACUGAUGCAUCGACCUUCGACUAUACGGCUGUUAACUUCGGUCUCAUCAAUCGCACAUACCCCGCAGACAGCCAUUUAAAGAAACACCACGACUACUCCCAGUGGGAACGCUUCUACCACCAAGUCCAGAAGCUCAAUCAGGACUCACACAAGGACGUCGAGUACAAGGUCCUCUUCCUUGGUCGUCACGGCGAGGGCUAUCACAAUGCCGCGGAGACUUUCUACGGUACACCGGCAUGGAAUUGCUACUGGGCCGAACUAGACGGAAACAGCACAAACACCUGGAAAGACGCAUCCCUAACAGAAAACGGCAUAACCCAAGCUCUCAAAGCACACAACCUAUGGCAAAAGCUCAUAAAUGAACAAAACAUCCACACGCCAGAUAACUACUUCGUCAGCCCACUCACUCGAACCCUCCAAACAGCAAACUAUACCUUCACAGAUCUAUCUCUACCACGCGACGCAGCCGCCUUCAGACCACUUGUAAAAGAACUUUUCCGCGAAGGAAUCAGCAUUCACACCUGCGACCACCGCUCUAGCCGAAGCUACAUCCACAAAUUAUUCCCCAAGUGGGCGAUUGAGGCCGGUUUCACCGAGGACGAUGAACUUUGGAACGGGGUAACGGGUGAGACGAGCGCAGCGCAAGAUGUGCGGAGCACGACAGCGCUGAAUGAGGUAUUUUUCACGUCUGCGUCGGCAAAAUCCGAGGCGGUUGUUUCGGUGACGGCGCAUUCUGGGGAAAUUUCUUCUAUUUUGAGGGUUUUGGGUCAUAGGACUUUCUCGCUUAGUACGGGCGCUGUUAUUCCUGUUCUUGUGAAGGCGGAGAAGAAGGGGGGUGGUCAUGAUCCUGUGAAGAGUUCUAGUGUUGCUUGGACGAAUAGUCCUCAUUGUACGGUGCCGCCGGUUACGUCUGUCACUGCUUGUGUUUGUCCUUCGAGUGCGGUGCCGGUUACGACGCCUUUGGUUACGGAUCUUUAG
Molecule: messenger RNA, 1089 nt
Organism: Penicillium waksmanii
Lineage: Eukaryota; Fungi; Ascomycota; Eurotiomycetes; Eurotiales; Aspergillaceae
Product: phosphoglycerate mutase
Exons: 3
Coding region: 1-1089 (362 amino acids)
Cellular component (GO): cytoplasm
Molecular function (GO): phosphatase activity
Source: RefSeq, a predicted model, not a curated record